Botrytis deweyae is the source of this 2670-nucleotide messenger RNA. RefSeq lists its product as uncharacterized. The record is from RefSeq and is a predicted model, not a curated record. The coding region runs from base 1 to 2670 and encodes 889 amino acids. The transcript has 2 exons. NCBI's taxonomy places the organism in Eukaryota, Fungi, Ascomycota, Leotiomycetes, Helotiales, Sclerotiniaceae. Gene Ontology annotation, cellular component: telomerase holoenzyme complex. Gene Ontology annotation, molecular function: telomeric repeat DNA binding; protein binding; telomerase RNA binding. Gene Ontology annotation, biological process: nuclear-transcribed mRNA catabolic process, nonsense-mediated decay.
AUGUCUCGACGACAUCAAUCUCGAAAUGGUACUAACAAGAAUUCAGAAAUGAACAGACCAAAAGCAGAUGUAAGCGAUCUAUGGAUACAACACCAGCGCAGAAACACAAAAACAACUAAAUCCUGGGCCUGCAUAUACUGUCCGGAGCGCAAGAUAUGUCAUUCCGAAACAGACUUGUGGAACCAUGCAGAAAAAGAGCAUCACGACAAGAUUCCAUCAGAUCAAGAUGCACUGGAUCAAUUUCGAAAAUCUUAUGAGAGUAAUAGUGCAUUGAAGAGACCGACGAAGGACGAUGCUCAAUCCCGGAAGCCCUCAAAUAAUGAGGCGUCUACUGCUCAAGCAGGCGCACCAUCUCCACACUUACAGUCUAAGAGACCCUUAAAUUCACCCCAGCCAACUCGAUCGCUUUCUGGCCUUCAAGCUUUGAACUUGGGACCAAAUGAGGAUAAUACGAUGGAGGAUGAAGAAAUCACAACAGACCAGCCACGCAAAAGAGCUGCCGUCGGAGAUGGUAUAUCAGCAGGUUCAGCAUCGCCAUUCCGAGAACACUCAAGUUCACCCCCACCGCGAAGAUCUUUAGCUCGACCGACUUCUGGACCAAUUUCCGCAGAAGACACGGAGACUCGCCGACAGGCUACCAAGGGACAACUGUGGACUCCCGAUCAAGACUCCCCGUUCACAAGGUCAUCCUUUGAUCCCUCCAACAUUGCUUCGAUCCAAGCAUCAAGAUCUCGAGCUCAAGCGUACAGACCGGCGAAUCGAAGAACCGCGAAACCAUCUACACCCCAAAGUACAUCUCGAUCAGCACCACAUACGAACCACCAUCAGCAGCAGCAGCAGCAGCAGCAGCAGCAACAACAACAACAUCAUCAUGCUCAGGCCAACACCCCAUCCGCAAUCUUACCCAAUAGAACAGUGCCAGAAAUUGAACCAAGACCUCAAAGUGAAGAGUACAACAUAAUUCUUCAGCCAGAGACAAGGCCCAUCUCUCAAGAGCAACUUGUAGCAGAGGUCAAAGGCAUAUAUGCUGGACUUGUAAUGGUUGAGGCUAAGUGUAUCGAGGUUGAUAACAAGCAAGCUACGCUUGUGCAGGGUGAUCCUCCUACGCAACCGAGGCUUAAUAAUGAACAAUGGCAAGCCCUCAUUGCAUUGCAUCGCACUUUACUUCACGAGCAUCAUGAUUUUUUCCUAGCCUCUCAACAUCCAUCUGCUAGUCCUGCUUUACGUAGACUAGCAUCGAAAUACGCUAUGCCUGCUAGAAUGUGGCGGCAUGGUAUCCAUUCAUUCUUAGAAUUGCUCAGACAUCGGCUACCUGCCUCGCUUGACCACAUGCUUGCAUUCAUAUAUUUAGCAUAUUCCAUGAUGGCAUUGUUAUACGAAACAGUGCCAGCUUUCGAAGAUACUUGGAUUGAGUGCUUGGGAGAUCUAGGAAGAUACAGAAUGGCCAUUGAGGAUGACGAUAUCAGAGAUAGAGAGGUUUGGACUGGUGUCGCACGUCAUUGGUAUUCGAAGGCUUCCGAUAAAGCCCCAACGACUGGUAGGCUAUAUCACCAUCUUGCUAUUCUAGCACGCCCAAAUGCUCUCCAACAAUUGUAUUACUAUGCAAAAUCUUUGUGUGUUGUUGUGCCCUUCACCUCUGCACGAGAAUCGAUACUUACACUCUUCGACCCUGUCCUUCAUGCUGAGAAUGGACACGGCCAAUGUCGAUUACCCUCUUUGGAUGCUGCAUUCAUUCGAGCCCAUGGACAUUUAUUUACAAACAGGGCCAUAGAGAGGUUUGAACCCGCAGUACAAGAAUUCCUCGCACUACUUGAUAGCCAAAUUGGUCGGGUAACCAAAAAAUUCAUGGAGCAAGGCUGCCACAUUGCUAUCUCCAACAACGUUGCAAUGUUAGGUUUCGCGUCUAAAGAAAAUCCUCUGAUGACAGCUAUUGCGCCUUCCUCAGCUAAAGAAGUCGACGUUGAUAUGGAUGAGUCUCGAGACGAAUCCUCUCCUUCUAUGAUAGCAUUCAGACACGCACAGAACCUCAGUUAUUCAACAUUAGAGAUCGUACUACAAAGAAUAGGCGAUCCCAAUGUACUUCCCUUUAUUCAUGUUUCUCUUGUUUUCUUGUUUCGCAUGUCUCAGUUUUCGGGCGCAAUGGAUCUUUUGGCACCGGCGUUUCCAUGGCAAUCUCUAGCAAUCAUGCUCAAUACGUUACUCAAAUCUUACAAGUCCCUCAGCCGUAUUGAGGAUGAUAAGUUCCCACUACCAGAGAAGGAUGACGUCCGGCCAUUUCCGGAAGACUACGGAAUGCGCGGGUUAUUAUGGUCAGAAAAAUACUUCCCCGAAAAAUGGUUUCUCAAUGAGAAAACUGAUGAAGAAGAGAAAUAUCACGAGCUUGCAUCUAUGCUGGAGCAAAGAAAAGAACGCAUACUGUGGUUAGCUUGUCGCAUUGCUGAUGCUGGCCCAUGGAUCAUCUUCGAUAGUUCCAAGCCAGAAUUUUCUGUCCAGGGUAGUCAUGCAGAGUUGGAGUUCUCAAAAUCACGAUCCAUGACCUUUGCUUCAGCAACCACUAAUGAUAGCCUUCCAAGAACAGAAACUUGGUCAACCGUAGAAACUAAUCUUGAUGCUGAAGAAGAAAUGUCGUCGGCCACGAUGACUGCGGCAGAUACAUCACCAAAAGAUUGA